AACAAGGUGAGAGCCCCAGCGACUUCAAUCAACUGACGCCUACAUGGAGAGAAUAGACCGAAAACCUGUAUCACUGAGUGGCGUAUUGGAGAUAGAGAAAAAAUCACAAUGGUCUAUACCCCGGCUUUGGUCCUCGGACACGGAAUGCUCAUUAUGUCUGUAGAGGAUAGCGUAGUCGAGCGAAAGUUUCUCUAUCAAAUCACAUCGAGCAACAAAAAAGAUACGCGUCGGGGCAGCCUUGAAAGUUGCGAAUUCAUCAAGGAAAGGAACUCCUCAAGUCUGGACUCUGAAAUUACUCUCGACUGUGAGGAGAGAAUACUCCAGCAGGACAUGACCAGGCAGAUCGAGGGUUGUCUCUCUGAAGCUAAAGAAUCGAAUCUGCGCUGCCGGGUGCUGCUGCUUCCCCGCCCGCUGACCGCCAAGGUUGCCCGGGACGUGGUGCACUCCUCAGUUGGAGAACCGUGUGGGCUCCGUGGGGCCUUCAUACAGGUUUAUUUGGAGACACAACAGGGCCUGCAGACGCUGGGUACUAUAUCACCCGACCCCACCGUCACUCCUACCUUCGAGCUGUCCAUAGUGUUCAAACUGGACAAAGAUGGUUGGCCUCCUCUCAAACACAUGUUCGUUACCGACAAGGUGUUGAAACUACGACCCCAGUACCGGCUGGUCAAGAAUAAAUUGUAUUCCUCCGCGAGCCCUGUCAUACACGAGUUUUGCUGAGAUAGAUAAUUUCUGAUCAGGGAUCAACACGUGGCAUAUGUUUCUACAUUCCUUUUUAGGAGAAAAAUCUCAGCACUACUUUGUUGUUUUUCUUGUGUACUUAAUGCAUGUCAAUGUACACCUGUAUUGGAGUUUUGCACAGUAUAUGCACUGGAAAAUCACUGGAACAGUCAGCUCAAUUGUGAAAAGAAAUAUACUUAUGUGUAGGUGACAAGGAGGGAAUGUUACCCUAUAUGUUUUGUAUGGCUGAAAUUUGAGUUGACCUAGUUAGAAAAAAAGCACAGAAUGCAUGUUACCUUGCUGGUUCUAGCAGGGGGUGAAAUGUGUUACAGUUCUGUACAAAUGUAAGAUCUUCAUUUGAGCCAGUUUGCUACAGCAGGAAAAUAAUCCUGCAGCAACAGGAAAUGUGGAUUAUAAUUAAUGGACAGUUUUGUAAGGGUUGAUACAUCUUUCGUAGGAGAAAAUCAUGUCUGAAAUUUCAAAGUGGAAAUUAAACUUCAGAAGCCCUUUUAAAUCUCAAAUACACAAGUAAACCUUUUCCUGCAUUGCAGGGUGAUCAUAUUAAGAUCCUACAUCUGUACAAUGUAACAGCCAUAGGUUGUUUUUUUGCAACCGACUUGCACAAUUCCUUUGUAAAACCAUGGAAACCUCAUGUUGGCUGUGAAGGCAGCGGGAAGGCAAGCUGGUAUUGCCCCUAACCCUGAGUCCGAAUGUUUCUGUCUUGCAGUAUUGUUAAACUGAAAUAAAAUGUUUUUGCACAGUA
This is a messenger RNA of Coregonus clupeaformis (lake whitefish), 1483 nucleotides long. RefSeq names its product DNA damage-inducible transcript 4-like protein-like. The record is from RefSeq and is a predicted model, not a curated record. NCBI's taxonomy places the organism in Eukaryota, Metazoa, Chordata, Actinopteri, Salmoniformes, Salmonidae. Gene Ontology annotation, biological process: negative regulation of signal transduction. The transcript has 2 exons. Gene Ontology annotation, cellular component: cytoplasm. The coding region runs from base 109 to 720 and encodes 203 amino acids.